GCAAUACAUACGAAGGACACUAUAUAUGGGGAAUAUGUUUGAUAUGGGCUCGUUAUGCUCUUUCGAAUGACAUUUGAAAACGAGUGGCAAUACAUGCGAAGGACACUAUAUAUGGGGAAUAUGUUUGAUAUGGGCUCGUUAUGCUCUUUCGAAUGCCAUUUGUCAACGAGUGUCAAAGUAGAAAGAAAAGAAAAGAGGAAAGAAGAGGAAAAACAUCCAUGGUUUGCAAAGUGCAUCAUGGCGUGGUCGUUGCUGUUGCUGCUUCUGAAAUUUCUGUUAAUUCAAGGAGUAGUCUCACUAUCCUGUGACUUCAACAAUGAUUUUUGUGGAUGGCAACACCCAGUGAAUGCCACGGAUAAAUGGAUCUUGACUUCAGAACUGCACGGUAACUACACGACCUUCUUUCGCAAUGGGCAGCUAAUUUACCCCAACUUCACGGGUCAUGGAGAUCUUGUCCUCUCCUAUUACUUGUUCAGUAAUAGUUAUGAAAAAAAUGAGGAGUUGAGGGUGAAGGUAGGAAAUGCCACACUGCUGUCUGUAUUCGACGAGAGCAUUUAUUGGCCUUUAAGUUGGAACUCAUCUCGACUUCGGGUUGAUGCUGAUCGGGAAAAGGUCAUUAUCGAGGGAAUAAUUCGUAACAAUGCAGUGUCAAGAAUUGUGAUUGACAGCAUUAAGUUCUACGAGAAAAACGCUUCUUCCUGCCCGCUUCUCUUGAGUCCGUUGAAUGGCACGAUGAACUGUACACAUGACAGCACUGCUGUAGGCACCGUGUGUGUCUUUGGCUGCGAAGGUGGUCGGCGGGUCGUCGGAUCUACGGAGAGGCGGUGUCAGCCGACCGGUGAAUGGUCAGGUGUUCAGCCCGCAUGCCAAACCACGAUUAGACUAACUGAGGGGUACACCCACAUGGAUGGCGACGUUGAAAUACAAGUCGACGGUCGAUGGGGAAAGAUUUGCAUUGGCGGAGGACGGAUACAGGAAAAACUGGUCGCCAUGGUAACCUGCCGAUAUCUUGGAUACGAGGGGGAUGCAUACCUAAUGACGUCACCAUGGCAACGCAUACCUCGUGAUGCCUGGAUGGAUCUAAGGUCAUGUGACGGCACCGAAGCAUCGGUUACUGAAUGUGUUGGAACAUUCGAUCGGUACAUCUGUCCCUAUCACAGAAAACUGGCAGUGAAUUGCAAUAAGGCACCAUGUCCCGGCAAUUGUUCUUGCUCCGGUGAGGCCGUAAAUGAGAUCAGAUGUAGGAAGCAAGAUAUCCUGCCACAAGAACUGAUACUCAUUCCCUACUACACAGAGAAAGUACACAUACAUGGAGUGGACUGGAGUAUGUUGAAAAGAAUAAUGGAAAACCCGGCGAAUAACAAAAAACGCCUUAAGAUUCGGUUGCUGGAGUUUUCAGAUGCUGGUAUUACUAGAAUUCCAAAGGGGACUUUCAUCUCACUUUAUGCAUUAACAUUUUUGUAUUUGCCUUGGAACAGGGUAGAGUCACUGUCAAGCAUCGAGGACGGCGCCUUUCGGGAAAAAGGAUAUGGACUAGGAUUGGACCUCGGUUAUAAUGACAUCACGAAUGUGACGGCAGCGGACAUGAAAGGGAAAGAAAUGCUGUUUCAUUUGCAGCUGAAUCAUAACAGGAUUUCGUACAUCGAGGGUGGAGCGUUUAACGCGUGUACCCAGUUACAAUCAUUGAACCUCUCUACGAACAACAUCAGGCGACUUGAGCCCUACACAUUUCCGAGCGUAUUUCAGCUAAAGCUUGAUCUGUCAUCUAACAGGUUAGAGGAGAUCACAUACGACGUGUUUGGGCGCUUUGGUAACAAUAUUAACAUGAUUUUCUAUAACAACACAAUUUCCAAGAUAGAGCCAAGAGCCUUAGACAUUGGUUACAAUACAUUGGAUCUGAGGGUAAAUAAACUAACUGACUUCCCACCCGUGCACCCAAAAAGUCGAGUAUUUACUAUACUGCUUCUCGGUCAAAACAAAAUUACAAAGUUCUCACCAGAUAUCCUGGUCGGGAGUCGCUCCCUUAACUUCUUGGAUAUAAGCGACAUUGCUCUUGGUAGAAUUACUGUGGACCUGUUCAAGGACCUUUAUCGUCUUCUUUUGCUUAAUGCCGUGCGAGACAAUAUUCACCAUAUUGAGGACUUUGCUUUUCAAGGAAUUAAAGACAUCGCAUACAUAUUUUUGGACGACAACUAUUUGACAAAGAUCUCCAAGAAUACCUUUGCUGGCCCAAAACGGUUAAACACCCUGUGAGUACCAAUUGUACAAAAAGUAAGGUUAUAUACCCUGUGAGUACUGAUGGUUAUACACCCUAUGAGUACCGAUGGUUUUACAUCCUGUGAGUACCGAUGGUUAUACACCCUGUGAGUACAGAUGGCUAUACACCCUAUGAGUACCGAUGGUACAAAAAGUAAAGUUAUACACCCUAUUAGUACCGAUAGUACAAAAAUUAAGGUUAUACACCCUGUUAGUACCGAUAGUACAAAAAGCAAUUUUAUACA
Molecule: messenger RNA, 2501 nt
Organism: Nematostella vectensis (starlet sea anemone)
Lineage: Eukaryota; Metazoa; Cnidaria; Anthozoa; Actiniaria; Edwardsiidae
Exons: 20
Coding region: 55-2253 (732 amino acids)
Cellular component (GO): extracellular matrix; membrane
Molecular function (GO): protein binding
Source: RefSeq, a predicted model, not a curated record